GACUCCCCGCCGCUCCCCAUGACCGCCCCGCCGACUCCCGGUCCGCCCCGGUUCCGCCGCCUGAAGCGUGAUGGGAAGUCUGCCCAGCAGAGGGAGAAACCGGGCAGCUUCGAGCCCCUCCGCUGAGCCCCGGGCCUCUUCCCCGGCGCAGAAAGGCCCCGACGUCUGCACGGCCGUGGCCCUGUGCCCCUUCCCCACGGGGGCGGAGGCGGCCCUGGCGGUGGGCGAGCCGCUGACCAUCCUCUCCGACCACGGCGACUGGUGGGACGUGGUGUCGGCGGUGACCGGAGAAGCCUAUCGCAUCCCCAGCGGCCACGUGGCCAGGGUCUCCAACAGGUGGCUGUACGAAGGCCUCGGCCGGGACAAGGCGGAGGAGCUGCUCCUGCUGCCCUGCAACCGCGGAGGCUCCUUUCUGGUCCGCGAGAGCCAGACCCGGAGAGGCGGCUACUCGCUGUCGGUCCGGCAGCCGCGCGCGGCCGCCUGGGACUCGGUGCGGCAUUACCAGAUCCGGCGGCUGGACAACGGCUGGCUCUACAUCGCCCCUCGCGUCACCUUCCCGUCCCUCCAGGCCCUCGUGGAUUACUAUUCCGAAGUGGGGGACGAGCUGUGCUGCCCGCUGUCGGAGCCCUGCGCCCCCCUCGCCGCCCGCCACGUCCCGAGGAAGCCCCUCCCGCCCCCCGCGGUCGUCCGCAGGCCCGCCGUCAACUGGAAGGAGCUGGACAGCCGCCACCUGCUGUCGUCGGCGUCGCCCCCGGACGAGGCCUCCCCCAUCAGCGCCGGGCUCCGCGAGGCCGUCACCUCCUACCUCGCCCUCACCCGCGGCGCCCUCCCCGACGACGCCCUCCCCGACGACGCCCUCCCCGACGACCCCCUGGCAGGCGGACCCCCGACCCGCCGCGACCCCCUGCCCGACCCCCGCGCCCCCGCCCGGGGCCCGCCCCGCCCCAUCGACUCCUGCCGCACCGCCUAG
Messenger RNA from Ornithorhynchus anatinus (platypus), 970 nucleotides. It is a transcript of the gene SLA2, whose product is annotated as Src like adaptor 2. The transcript is spliced from 7 exons. NCBI's taxonomy places the organism in Eukaryota, Metazoa, Chordata, Mammalia, Monotremata, Ornithorhynchidae. The record is from RefSeq and is a predicted model, not a curated record. Bases 71 to 970 code for a protein of 299 amino acids. Gene Ontology annotation, molecular function: protein binding.